AUGGAAGUCGUUCUUGAGCCUGUCGUCUCCGAACUCUUUGAGGGGUUGUUUAAGAUAUUGGGGUCCAAUGAAGUGCGGGACUUUGCCCGGCAACUCGUUGGAGGGGUAGAUUCAAAGAUCAAAAAGCUGGAGAACAAGUUGCAGAUGGUUGAAAACCUUCUUCGCAAUGCAGAAGACAGGCAGCUGAUGGAUAAACGCGUCAAAGUGUGGCUUGACAAUCUUCAACACUGGGCUUAUGAUGCGGAGGAUUUAUUGGAUGAGUUUGCCUACAAAGCUUUGCGACACAAACUGAAGGCAGAACACCAGGCUUGCUCUAGCAAAGGAUUUAGCAGCCUCCCUGCUAGUUUCCCUAGUCCUUUCUUCGCUAUCUACAUGGGGUCCAAGAUCAAAGAAAUCAAUAGCUGA
Mangifera indica (mango) is the source of this 405-nucleotide messenger RNA. RefSeq names its product putative disease resistance protein At1g50180. NCBI's taxonomy places the organism in Eukaryota, Viridiplantae, Streptophyta, Magnoliopsida, Sapindales, Anacardiaceae. The coding region runs from base 1 to 405 and encodes 134 amino acids. The record is from RefSeq and is a predicted model, not a curated record. The transcript has a single exon.